Messenger RNA from Selaginella moellendorffii, 1397 nucleotides. RefSeq names its product glycosyltransferase family 64 protein C4. The record is from RefSeq and is a predicted model, not a curated record. The coding region runs from base 221 to 1249 and encodes 342 amino acids. The transcript is spliced from 5 exons. Lineage: Eukaryota; Viridiplantae; Streptophyta; Lycopodiopsida; Selaginellales; Selaginellaceae. Gene Ontology annotation, cellular component: membrane. Gene Ontology annotation, molecular function: glycosyltransferase activity.
GAAUGGAAUAUUCUGUUAGAUAGGCAGGGGGUAAUCUUGAAAGGGCAGGGCAUGGAUUCUGCCGUUGGCCUGCGAGGGAGAGCUUGGCAGCGAGCGCUGCCGGAUUGAUCUAGGGUUUGCAUUGCGAGCUCCGCGGUUCUUGACCUGGAUUGGAGCGUUCUUGGAUGGAAAUACUGGAGUGAGGUAGAGGGUUUAUUUUUGCGCGGCCUCUUCUUGCGGGAUGGUUGUGCUCGACAUCAAGCCCGGCAAUCCAGGCCCAAGAAUGAAGGGCCAGAGGGACCGAUUGCUGGUCCAGAGAUUGCGGAUUCUCUUCUCCAAUCACUCGUCCUAUCACAUCAAGCUGCUCGUCUUCGUGGUGAUUCUCCUGUCCACGGCGCUGCUGGCGAGGCGCGCGUCCACUCUGGUGGGCUGGAAGCACAGAUUGGAGGAGCCGCAGCGCGAUGAUCAAGAUCUCAGGCAGCGCUACACGGUGCUUGUCAACACCUGGAAGAGGGAGGAUCUUCUCAAGAAAUCCGUGGCGCACUACGCGUCGUGCAAGGGGGUGGACGCGUUCCGCGUCGUGUGGAGCGAGCCGGAGCCGCCCAGUGACGAGCUGCAUUUGUCGCUGCUGGAAACCAUCGCCAGGAGGCAUCGGCGCGGAUCCAGAGCUCCCGAGCUCCACUUUGAUGUCAACCUCGAGGACAAUCUCAACAACAGGUUUAAGCCCAUCACUGGCCUCAACACCGACGCCGUCUUCUCCGUGGACGACGACGUCCUCGUCUCUUGCGACACCAUGGAGCUUGCUUUCAACGUUUGGCUGAGCGCUAGAGACUCCAUGGUCGGCUUUGUUCCUCGAAUGCACUGGCUCCAAUCUAAGGGCCAAACUCCGACGUAUAGAUACGGAGGGUGGUGGUCUGUAUGGUGGACGGGAUCAUACAGCAUGGUCCUCUCCAAGAUCGCGUUUUUCCACAGCAAGUAUUUGGAGCUCUACACUUACCAGAUGCCUCAGAGCAUCCGGAGCUACGUUGCCAACGAGAGGAACUGCGAGGACAUCGCCAUGUCCUUCCUCGUAGCAAACGUCACAAAGGCUCCACCAAUCUGGGUUAAAGGCCGCGUUGUAGAAAUUGGCUCUUCUGGAAUCAGCAGCUUGACCGGUCACAGCCACCGGAGAUCCAGAUGUUUAAACCAUUUCGUGACUCUGUUUGAAGGCAUGCCGCUCGUUCCCAGCAGCGUCAAGGCCGUGAAUUCCAAGCGCGAGUGGUUCUGGUGAAGCGGAUUUCGUAUCUCUGGAUUUUGUCUUUUUUGCUGUGUACGCAGUCUUAGUUCGCCGCAGUCACCGCUAUUGUAUCAAAAUCGAUUCUUUAUUCUUGUAAAGUCGAGUUGGUUCUUAAAAGAAAAAAUGCAUUUGGAAGGGGAAA